Aureobasidium namibiae CBS 147.97 is the source of this 696-nucleotide messenger RNA. Its product is annotated as NAD(P)-binding protein. The record is from RefSeq and is a predicted model, not a curated record. Bases 1 to 696 code for a protein of 231 amino acids. NCBI's taxonomy places the organism in Eukaryota, Fungi, Ascomycota, Dothideomycetes, Dothideales, Saccotheciaceae. The transcript has a single exon.
AUGUUGACUUCCACCUCCACCGCACUCCCCGACAUCCUCUUGAUCGGGGCCACAGGCCGCACCGGCCGUAUUGUCCUCUCUUCAGCCCUUUCCCGCGGUCACAAAGUAACAGCCUUGAUCCGCCCAUCAUCCUCUCUCGCCCCGCAAGCCAACCUCACGAUUUCCCAAGGCUCUCCUCUGGAUGCUUCCGCUAUCAGCACCGCACUUUCCCUCACCACCGGCCGCGUGGUGAUAAUCAGCACAUUAGGCCAAACUCGCACAUCCGGAAACCCUUUUGCUGCUACGACUUCACCUCCACUAUUCAUGGCUCAGUCCAGUGCUGCCGUUGUUCAGGCCGUCAAAGCCUCCGAUCGCAGAGUUGCAAAGGUCAUUGCAAUGUCCAUGUUCGGCGCAGGAUCAUCCUUUCCAAACCUCAAUUUCCUCAUGCGAGCAACGAUGUUGUACUCAAAGAUGAAGCAGACGCUCGAGGACCAGAAUGAAGUUGAUCGGAUUGUAAAGGAAAGUGGGUUGAGGUACGUGAUGCCCAGACCUGCGAUGUUGAAGGGUGAUAAUGCGUUGCCCGUGAAGCUCUUAGGGGAGGAGGGUGAGAAAGCUGGAUUUAUGCCGUCCGUUAGUACAACUAGUGUUGCUGAGUAUAUGUUAGAUGCGGCUGUCAGCGAAGAAUGGGAUAACAGAACUUUUGUUAUUUCGAAUUGA